Cucurbita pepo subsp. pepo (vegetable marrow) is the source of this 911-nucleotide messenger RNA. Its product is annotated as chlorophyll a-b binding protein 6A, chloroplastic. NCBI's taxonomy places the organism in Eukaryota, Viridiplantae, Streptophyta, Magnoliopsida, Cucurbitales, Cucurbitaceae. Gene Ontology annotation, cellular component: membrane. Gene Ontology annotation, biological process: photosynthesis, light harvesting. The record is from RefSeq and is a predicted model, not a curated record.
CCCUUCUUCUUCCUCCAUUCCACUCUCGUCGUCUCUCUUGCCCGUGUUCUUCAAUGGCUUCCAACACCUUGAUGAGCUGCGGCAUCGCCACCACCGCUUUCCCUUCAGUUCUUUCCUCCUCUAAGUCUAAAUUCGCCACCGGUGUCCCGAUUUCUGGCGUCGCCGUCAAUGCGUCAUCCCGGUUUUCCAUGUCCGCCGAGUGGAUGCCCGGCCAGCCCCGCCCCCCGUACCUUGACGGCUCAGCCCCCGGUGAUUUUGGCUUCGAUCCUCUUCGCCUGGGAGAAGUGCCAGAGAACCUCGAGAGAUUCAAGGAGUCUGAGCUAAUUCACUGCAGAUGGGCCAUGCUUGCUGUUCCAGGGAUUUUGGUACCUGAGGCUUUGGGAUUGGGCAACUGGGUGAAAGCUCAGGAAUGGGCAGCAGUUCCAGGAGGCCAAGCUACCUACUUGGGGCAACCAGUUCCAUGGGGAACUUUGCCCACCAUUCUGGUCAUUGAGUUCCUUGCCAUUGCCUUUGUAGAGCACCAGCGCAGCAUGGAGAAAGACACCGAGAAGAAGAAGUACCCUGGAGGUGCUUUCGACCCAUUGGGCUACUCAAAAGACCCUGUAAAGCUGAAGGAAUACAAAGUCAAAGAGAUCAAAAACGGUCGGUUGGCGCUGUUAGCUUUCGUUGGAAUCUGUGUGCAACAAACGGCAUACCCAGGAACAGGGCCAUUGGAGAACUUGGCUACUCACUUGGCUGACCCAUGGCACAACAACAUUGGCGACAUUAUCAUCCCCAGAUCAAUUUCGUCUUGAAUUUUGCACUAAAAAUCAUACUAAUUGUAAUUAAAUUUCCGCCUACUGAAUCUGAACUCGAGGGCUUCUUCUCUCUGAAUGUGUUCCUUAACUUGAUAUUGACCUUCAAGCCUGUAA